This is a messenger RNA of Oncorhynchus keta (chum salmon), 1242 nucleotides long. RefSeq names its product transmembrane protein 192-like. The coding region runs from base 581 to 883 and encodes 100 amino acids. The record is from RefSeq and is a predicted model, not a curated record. Lineage: Eukaryota; Metazoa; Chordata; Actinopteri; Salmoniformes; Salmonidae. The transcript has 3 exons.
GUUGUAGCCUGUCCUUCUCCUUCAGAAUAUAAUGUAGCAGCCUAGCUGUUGGCUCUUGGUGGUUGUAGCCCGUCCUUCUCCUUCAGAAUAUAAUGUAGCAGCCUAGCUGUUGGCUCUUGGUGGUUGUAGCCCGUCCUUCUCCUUCAGAAUAUAAUGUAGCAGCCUAGCUGUUGGCUCUUGGUGGUUGUAGCCCGUCCUUCUCCUUCAGAAUAUAAUGUAGCAGCCUAGCUGUUGGCUCUUGGUGGUUGUAGCCCGUCCUUCUCCUUCAGAAUAUAAUGUAGCAGCCUAGCUGUUGGCUCUUGGUGGUUGUAGCCCGUCCUUUCCUUUUUAAAUCUAUCAUUUUAAUUCCAUCCUCCAUUGAUUAGAUAUCUCCUAACUUUUACCACACGGAGGCUCUAUGAGCCUAUUGCCACUUUGAUGACUUCUGAUUGGCCAACAACAACAACAACAACAACAAGCUCUGGUGAAAAGCAGAAAUUAUCUGAUGUCUUUCCUUGUCUCUACUGCAGCAGUUGUUUGAAAUUACAGCCAAUCAGAUCAGACCCAGGACAUUAUUUACACUUCUGGAUCCGGGCCCCAGAUGGGGUCUGUGGUUUUGGGGUGCAGGUGGAUCGGUGAAGACCAUUACCCAGCACACCGCGCUGAACGAACUGCAGAGGACCGGCAGACAGACGUCAGGGUGGUGAGAUUCAACAGAGACAGAGCUGGUCCAGAUAUCAGUCAGGAGGAACCAUCUAACUCCUACAACACGACUGAGACUGGCUUCAGAGAGGGCUCCAGUCUGGAGGAGGUAGUGGAGAAACAAGCUGAUCUCAUCGACUACCUGAAGCAACACAACACCUUACUGAGCAAGAGACUGCUCAACAUGACUGUUCAGCACUGACCACAAUACAACCACAACCAUAAGAGACAGAGAGAGGAGGAUGGAAGAAGAGAAGAGUGUCACAGAUUAGAGGCCUCGAGUUUUAUUUCUCUGUGACCACCCCAAGUGACCUCUGGGUAGUGUGUGUGCGUAGAGAUUGUGUGUCUGUGUAGAGAUUGUGUGUCUGUGUAGAGAUUGUGUGUCUGUGUAGAGAUUGUGUGUCUGUGUAGAGAUUGUGUGUCUGUGUAGAGAUUGUGUGUCUGUGUAGAGAUUGUGUGUCUGUGUAGAGAUUGUGUGUCUGUGUAGAGAUUGUGUGUCUGUGUAGAGAUUGUGUGUCUGUGUAGAGAUUGUGUGUCUGUGUAGAGAUUGUGUCUGUGUAG